AUGCUUUCAUUUUACAAGUACAUCUCACAGUUUCAGAAGCUAUGCAGACCUGGAAUCAGAAGAGCUGUUUCAGUUAUGAUCUUGAUAGCACUCAUCGUGUUGGGACUCCAGAAUUCCUCACAGUCUCGUGGGAACAGUGUGUUAGAUGAACUUGAGAAGACGAACCCGUCAAGUCCUGUUUCCUUGGAAUCUGAGAAGACCGGAGAGAUCGUGCUAUCAGUUGAUAGGAAAAACUCCACAAGCCCAAUUCACCAGGUAGAGAACAGGGUGGCCUCAAUAGUUGCAGUGACGCCCCGGAAUCCUGCACCAGCAGAGAAGGCUAAAGCGAAGCGAAAAAAGAGAAUGCCGGCGAAAACAAUACAAGAGAUGAAUCAGAUGCUGUUGAGCAGCGGCCUUUCCUCUCUUUCAGUGGUAUGCUUUUGCAGAAGAUUUAGCCUGGUUCAGAAUGAAGCUUUAUGGUCUUCGUUUUCUUUCUUAAUCUGCAGGAGUUGACCCAGGGGCCCUCUGCAAGUGAUCUGCAAAUUUUAGAAGCGAAGGCACAGAUUAUGAAUGCUCCCGUUGUGGAGAAUGAUCUGGAUCUCUAUUCCCCUGUUUUCCGAAAUAUUUCGAUGUUCAAAAGGUAAAGGUAUCGUCCCAAUCCUCAGAAUGUCAUCACUCACGUUUUUGAUUGUUUGAAGAUCUUAGCUUGAUGUUUUCUCCAGAGCAGUUAGUCUAUUUUCGUCUGUCUUUGGACUGUUCACUUAGACAGUGAAUUUAUGAUCAGAGAGAGAGAGAGAGAGAGAGAGAGAGAGAGAGAGAGAGAGAGAGGAGCAUAACAGCCAUUGAUCUUUGAACUUGCAAGAAAUGGAUUGUUUCAAAGAUCUCAGAAAGUGAAUUUGUGAUCACAGAGAGAGAGAGAGAGAGCGCGGAGAAUAACAGCCAUUGAUCUUUGAGCACUUGCAAGAAAUGGAUUGUUCACUAACUGUUCUAGCAUAUUAUACAUAAAUGUAUAAAUAUAGAAUUUUUGUAAUCAUAAGUAGUAAUCUGAUGGCGUAAGUGAUGUGCAAAUAGCUGGCCAUGUACUCUGGUGAAGCAGGAAAUUCAGAUUUUAAUCCUCCUGAUUGUUCAGGAGCUAUGAACUGAUGGAGAAGACGCUCAAGGUGUACAUCUACAAGGAGGGGAAGAAGCCCAUCUUCCACAGCGCCCAACUCACUGGGAUUUACUCCUCGGAGGGAUGGUUCAUGAAGCACCUGGCGGCGAGCCGGCGCUUCCUCGUCGAUGAUCCCUCCAUGGCCCACCUCUUCUACAUGCCCUUCAGCUCCAGCAUCCUCCGCUUCGAAUUCUACAUUCCGGGCGAUCACAACCACGACAGAGUGAUCGCCUAUCUGAAGAACUACGUCGCCACCAUCGCCGCCAAGCAUCCCUUCUGGAACCGGACCGGCGGCGCCGACCACUUCUUCGUCGCCUGCCACGACUGGGUAAGCCUCCUCGUCUUCAUCUUCAUCGUCUUAAUCGAUCCACCGGUGGCGCCGGCCGCUGACUUGCAGGAGAGCACUUCCGGCAGGUGCCGGACGUGACGGCGCAGACGAUGGCGAACGCCAUCGGCGCCAUCUGCAACGCCGACCUGGCGGCGGACUUCGUGAUGGGCAAGGACGUGUCCCUUCCGGAGACCAAUGUGCGGAGCAUCGAGAACCCUGUGCGGGGCAUCGGCGGGAGGACGGCGAAGAGGAGGCCCAUACUCGCCUUCUUCGCCGGGAGGAUGCACGGGUACGUGCGGCCAUUGCUGCUGCAGCACUGGGAGAACAAGGACCCAGACAUGAAGGUCUUCGGCCCCUUGCCCAAGGGCGGCGGAGGAAAGAAGAUGACCUCCUACGCUGAGUACAUGAGGAGCAGCAGGUACUGCAUCUGCCCUAGGGGCAACGAUGUGAACAGCCCCAGAGUGGCGGAGGCCAUCUUCUACGAGUGCGUUCCGGUGAUCAUCUCCAACAACUUCGUGCCCCCUCUGUUCGAGGUGCUCAAUUGGGAGGCCUUCUCCGUCGUGGUGGCGGAGGAGGAUAUCCCCCGGCUGAAGGAGAUCCUCCUCUCCAUCCCAGAGAAGAAGUACCUGGCCCUUCAGACCGGGGUGAAGAAGGUCCAGCGGCACUUUCUCUGGCACCUCAAGCCGGAGAGGUACGACCUCUUCCACAUGAUCCUCCACUCUCUGUGGCUCAACAGGGUCCUCAGGCGACGGUAG
Molecule: messenger RNA, 2212 nt
Organism: Spirodela intermedia
Lineage: Eukaryota; Viridiplantae; Streptophyta; Magnoliopsida; Alismatales; Araceae
Source: the annotation of a GenBank genome assembly